Molecule: messenger RNA, 1517 nt
Organism: Linum trigynum
Lineage: Eukaryota; Viridiplantae; Streptophyta; Magnoliopsida; Malpighiales; Linaceae
Source: the annotation of a GenBank genome assembly
CAGUAUUGUAUUUUGUGUUUCGAUCGUGGUUCAACGGCAUGAAUAAAAUUGUCUAUUGGUAUGCACUCUGAUAGACAGUUUUUUGUUCGAAUCGACGAUAUGGUGUCCCUGACGAACCUAUCAGUACCACCAAUCAUCUACCAUGGGCCCAUGACCAAUCUGGCCCACUAAGAAGAAAUCUCACGGGCCAUGAUCCAACUUUCUCCGUUCGGCGUUUGCCUUUCGCGAAUAUAUGCCGAUUUUUCAUUUAUUGUAUCUAUUUUCCCAGAGGCCAGGGAGAAAAAAGAAGAAUAGAUCACCGGAAGACUAUCCCAAGACAGCCCCCGACUUCUCUAUUCCCAUUCUCAUCGCUCUCUCUCUCUGACAGCCGCCGUUACUCACAGUUUCUCUACCCCCGCCGAUCUGUUCUCUCCUUUCACGGUGAGUUUAGGUCUCCCGCCAUUAUCUCCGUUUACUCGGUCACCAAUUUCUCUUCCUAAUUCCAUUCUACCCGGAUUUUAAUCCCUAGAAAUCCACGACGAUACUGUGUAUCUACCUCUCGAUUUUUGGCCUUCUUUUUUUCCCCCUCAUUGUUUCUGGCUUGGGAAUUUCGAUCUUGCAGAUGGACUGGCAGGGGCAGAAGGUAGCCGAGCAGCUGAUGCAGCUCCUGUUGCUGGCUUCCGCCGUGAUGGCGUUCGUCACCGGUUACAUCAUGGGAUCGUUCCAGACCAUGAUCUUGAUCUACGCCGGCGGGGUUGUUCUCACCGCCUUGAUCGUCGUCCCCAACUGGCCUUGCUUCAAUCGCCACCCUCUCCGCUGGCUGGAUCCCCUCGAAGCCGAGAAGCACCCAAAGCCGCCGCCGCCGCCGCCCGUCGCUUCCAAGAAGAGCAAGGCCAAGAAGUAGGGUUUCUGAAAUUUUCUGCUUCGUACUAGGAUUCUCUGCUAGUGGGGAGUUAUGAAUCGAUGGGUUUAAUAGAGACUAGAACAGAGUAUUUGUCUGGGGGAAUUUGCCGUGAACUUUUCUACAGAUUCCAGCUUUGCAAACACAAAAAAGAAUCACAAGAAUAGCUUUUGAGUAGGUAUGUGCUUUCACAGCUUUCUGAUUUCUGGGUUGUUUGCCUAGGCUAGAUUAAUCAUCUAGGAGGUUGGUUCUUUCAAUUUCUUUUACGAUGAUGGCAAAUUCGAUACGAAAGGAAUUGGUUUUUGAAGUUAGUUUUCAUCAACUCCACUGAUAAUCUGUGGUGAUCUGGUGAUGAAUUCGCUAGGUGAUGGUAUAUAUCAAUUCUACAGCUACGACCAAAUCGGGUUUGGGAUCGAGUUGAGUACGAAUUCGCUACAGAGUGAUUGCAUUUGAUCCGACUCCACUCUACUGUUAAAGCCAGCCUCUUGGAUCAAGAGUGCACAGUUUGCAGGCAGCACGACGGAUUGAUCUUCUAUUGAGAUUGCCUUCUGUGUUUCCUAGGCUCCAGUCUAGGGUCUGCUUGCUUCUUACCCACAUUCCCAAUCUUGAAUCUAAGCAAUAACGUAGGAUAGUUGUA